Messenger RNA from Gastrolobium bilobum, 1354 nucleotides. Its product is annotated as mannan endo-1,4-beta-mannosidase 4-like. The record is from RefSeq and is a predicted model, not a curated record. Gene Ontology annotation, molecular function: hydrolase activity, hydrolyzing O-glycosyl compounds. Bases 1 to 1308 code for a protein of 435 amino acids. NCBI's taxonomy places the organism in Eukaryota, Viridiplantae, Streptophyta, Magnoliopsida, Fabales, Fabaceae. The transcript has 5 exons.
AUGGAAUUUGGUAGUGAUAUAUUUGUGUGGUUCUCAGGUCUAAGCGAUAUGGUGUACUUGGAUGGAUGUCUAAAAAAUCUAGUCUUUACCACUUUCAUGGUGGCCUUGGUUGUUGUUGUUCAACAUGUGAAGUGCAUGGAGGGUGAUUAUAUGAAUAACUCAGCACGCAGAAUAUCACGUCAACAUGAUGGCUUCGUUCAACGAAGUGGCACGAAUUUCAUUCUGAAUGGGAAGCGUUUCUAUUUCAAUGGAUUCAACGCCUACUGGUUAAUGUAUACGGCAUCUGACCCAUCCACAAGGUCCAAGGUCACUACCACUUUACAACAAGCUUCCCAACAUGGUUUAAGUGUUGCAAGAACUUGGGCUUUCAGUGAUGGAGGUUAUAGAGCCCUUCAGGUUUCUCCCGGUAUCUAUGAUGAGAAAGUCUUCAGGGGGUUGGAUUUUGUGAUAUCCGAAGCUGGAAAAUAUGGUGUGCGGCUGAUACUGAGCUUAGUGAACAACUGGAAAGAUUUUGGUGGUAAAAAUCAGUAUGUGGAAUGGGCAAAGGAAGAUGGCCAGUAUGUUAGCGACGAAGACGACUUCUUUACAAUCCCUUUGGUCAAGCAGUACUAUAAAAACCAUAUUAAGGCUGUGCUGACCAGAAAAAAUACAAUAACUGGGGUGGCAUAUAAGGACGAUCCAGCCAUUUUUGCAUGGGAACUUAUUAAUGAACCACGUUCCCUAAACGACAACUCCGGAAAAGUUAUUCAGGAAUGGGUGAUUGAGAUGGCUUCUUACGUCAAAUCCAUUGAUAACAUUCAUUUGCUAGAGGUAGGACUCGAAGGGUUCUAUGGUGAAACAAUGCCAGAAAAGAAAAAAUUCAAUCCUGGAUUCCAAGUUGGUACUGAUUUCAUUUCUAACAACCAAGUUCCCGAAAUUGAUUUUGCCACCAUUCAUCUCUACCCUGAUCAAUGGUUGUCAGGCUCAAACGAAGUUGCUCAGGCUGCAUUUGUUGACAAAUGGGUACAAGCACACAUUCAAGACUCCAAAAAUGUUCUGGGAAAGCCUAUUAUUCUUGGGGAGUUUGGCAAGUCUUCAAAGUCAUUAGGAUAUAGCGUAGAAGAAAGGGACGAUUACAUUAGAAAAUUGUAUAAUGCCAUAUACAGUAGCGCUAGUAGUGGGGGACCAUGUGCGGGUGGGCUUUUUUGGCACCUCAUGGCUCAAGGAUUGGAUAGCUUCCAUGAUGGCUAUGAAAUUAUCUUCGUGGAAAGCCCUUCAACUACCAGAGUUAUAGAUCACCAAUCUCGCAAGAUGUUAAGUCUUGCUUAGCAGUGAAGCAUUUCGACUCAAAUAUGUAAUAAAAUUUGUUUCCUAU